This is a messenger RNA of Achroia grisella, 1591 nucleotides long. RefSeq lists its product as uncharacterized. The transcript has 5 exons. NCBI's taxonomy places the organism in Eukaryota, Metazoa, Arthropoda, Insecta, Lepidoptera, Pyralidae. Bases 441 to 968 code for a protein of 175 amino acids. The record is from RefSeq and is a predicted model, not a curated record.
UAUUUACUUAUUGUUUAUAUUUUGUGUAUUUGUGUAUUGAGAACGAAUACAAAAUAAUUCUUAAUUUCAUAAUUAAAAGCAUCAUGUGAUACAAGUGACAGAGCUUAAGAUGCUGAAUCGGACGUUGUGCGAUUUUAUGAUAGUAAUAGCAUAAAUUUUAUAUAUUUUUUCUUAUAUGACCAAAUAGUACAAAAUAUCGAACUUACCCACUUUUGAAGCUUUUAUUUAUUUGAAAUUGUACCUCACACUCAGAAAGUAAAUGAACACAUGUUUUACCAAAUCGACGCCAUUCUCUAUAAUACAUUUUCCCGAUAGCUUUAUCGAGCAGUGGACGUAGUUUUAUAGGCGAAAACAAUGCCAGAGGUUCUCAUAAAGCAUCGAUAUCUUGUAGGUUGUGAUUUUUCGUGGGUAGCAUAGGAUAAGAGGGCUGGGGAACGGUGAUGUGUGAAGAUAAGGAGGAGGGUCGGAGCGAGGCGGCGGCGGCGGCAAGUCCACAACGCUUGUGUUGGUCCCGACGUCCGCCGGCGCCGUUGCCUGACACAAGAGGACUAUGCUGCGCCAAGCUACUUCGAAAGAAUGGGAAGCCGAAGAAGGUAUUACUGUUUCCGGAAGAAGGUUGGGCUCGGAGCGCAUCUUCCUCAUACUGGACCCUUCAACCGUGUUGGUGGCGGCGGUCUCGGUGUAAAGUUGUCGAGGUAGCUGGAACUAGAAGGCAUAGCACGCACGCUCGGAUGGUGAUCAGUGGUGGAAAUGCUGUGUACAUCGUAGGCACGUUCAAACACCUUGGUACCGAUGCCGAUUUUAAGUUAUACCUAACAACAAAUGUGACACAAGCCGACUUCAACAUGGGUUACACCAUGACUGGAACAUUGGAACGAGGUAGCAGGUCAACCAAUAUCUUCCAAAUGACACACUUCGCCGUACUCCGCCGCUGUGAUCACGACACGCACCACCUCAAGACUUCCUAGUUGCAUUAACUAGAGUAGCAUAUUAUGUUAAAUACUUCUACUAGUAACCAUUAGUAUAUGCUUUUCUACAGGUCUUAUUAAUAAUUUGUAUGACAGAAUGUUGAAUCUAAUUAGGUGCUGAAUAAACGUACAUAUGAAUUUCGAAUAUUAUUAAAAAAGUAAGAUGUUUUGUAAUAAGUUGGAUUCAUGUGCCGGUAGUGCAACAAAAUGACAUUAGUAUCAGCCGAGUAUCUAUCCCAGUUGAAUUAGUAGUAAAGUAUUGGCUUCAAAAAUUCUUCAUAUAAGUGGUAGGAAGUACGAUUGAUCUCAUAGAAAUUGCUAGUCUACUUCGAGUAUAAGUUUAGUUUUUAAGGGUAUAUUGCCAAGCGAUAUUGUGAUCUCAGACAUCUGAAAAUUUGCCAUAAGGUUUUUACGAACAGUCUCUUUAUUAAUAGUAUUAUCUAUAAACAGAAGCUGUAGGAUAAUCUUGUAAAUAAUUUCGGUAAUAUGUACAGCGCUUCAUGGCCGUGUAGUGGCAAACCUAGAAAUAUUAUUUUUUAUAUAUUUAUCAUACUUUGACAUCAUUGCCGUACCGUCUAACAACUAGGCAGUAUCUUACCUAAGUAGAUUUUAAGUAUUUAUUU